AUGCAGCACAAUCACCAUGGGCGCAGCGCGGCGGGGCGGGACGGCUGUGAGGGGACGGUCCCAACCACCCCCCCGCCCGCCCCCUCCCCGGGCACGGCGGACCCCACCCCCGCGGGCUCGCGCCCGCUCAGCCCGACAUCUCACCCGCCCCGGGCACCGCCGAGCCUGAGGGGACCCGCGGGGCGCCCACCCCCACCCCCUCCGGCACCGGGCCUGGGAAGGAGGGCGCGGGGCGACGAAGGCUCCGGGGAGACGCGCCCCUUCCUCCCCGCCGGCGGCGCGGUCCUAGAGGGAAGCGAGCGACGCGACGCGACGCUGUGCUCGUCCCCCCCACCACCACCCCGCCUUCCCCCUCCUCGGUGUCCCUCCUCCCCGCGGCUGAGGCGAGGAGGCCGCGGCUGUUCCCUGCACCGAGCCCCCCGCCCGCCGCCGCCGCCCGCGCUCGCUCCCGCCGCCUCACAGCGAAGCGGCGGCGGUGCCGUAACGGCCGGGCCGGGCUUGGCACGCGCGCGGCGGGCGCGGGGGAGCGCGAGGGCGGCGGCGCCGGGAUGCCUCGGACCGGACCGAGCCGAACCGGACUGGACGGGCCCGAACCGGCUCGGCGCGAACCGGCUCGGACCGAACCGGGUCGGACCGAACCGGAUCGACCCGAACCGACCUGAACUCGUGAGCGGCGGCAGCACCGCUGAGGUGGCUGAGGCCACUCCUGUGUAA
Zonotrichia leucophrys gambelii is the source of this 714-nucleotide messenger RNA. RefSeq names its product basic proline-rich protein-like. NCBI's taxonomy places the organism in Eukaryota, Metazoa, Chordata, Aves, Passeriformes, Passerellidae. Bases 1 to 714 code for a protein of 237 amino acids. The transcript has a single exon. The record is from RefSeq and is a predicted model, not a curated record.